Esox lucius (northern pike) is the source of this 1624-nucleotide messenger RNA. Its product is annotated as KIAA1191 ortholog. Gene Ontology annotation, cellular component: cytoplasm. The transcript is spliced from 9 exons. The record is from RefSeq and is a predicted model, not a curated record. NCBI's taxonomy places the organism in Eukaryota, Metazoa, Chordata, Actinopteri, Esociformes, Esocidae. Bases 365 to 1357 code for a protein of 330 amino acids.
GUACAACCGCUGUGUAGAACAUCCUGAUCACAUCACAACUGGAUAACAUGGCGGAGAUGUUUCUCAGUUGUUCUGAAACCUUUCCCGUUGACAUUGUAAGACUACGACGGUCUUCCUCCUUAACGUGUGUGUUGUAAUCGACGUGGGGCCUUUUUCAUCUGCUUUGCUGGCCUGCACGCCUCUUCUUCUCCCAAAAUGCUUUGUCAGCAGGCCUUGAUGCCUGCUAGUGAGCCAGAUAAAACCAUUCUAUUGUAGAGGCCAACCCCUCCACUCAGCACAUUGUACAUGGUCCAAUCUUUUGUUAGGUUGGAUUGAGCCGAACAAUACCUCAUUGUUACUUGUAACCAGACAGCCGUGAGCAACAAUGUCCAGGUCAGGAGAUAUACCAGCCCUGGAGUCUGGCACCCCAGAGGGACUCAUGGGAGGCAUGUCCCUACCCAUUGGCAUGACUCGCCGUGCCAUGAGCUAUGACGACAACAUGGAGGCACCUAUGUCCGAAGCUCCCUCUGACAUAAACAUCAACAACCUGUGGGGAAGAAGGCCUGUGGUUCCAGACAGGAAGUUCAGACGUCUAGCUGAGGAGGAUGAAUCCAAUGAGGCGCAAGCCACGCCAGCUGCGUUCGACCCUGGCCACCGGCCGCACAUGCCGGUCGUGGUGAAGGCGAAAGCCUCCUCCGUUAUCAUGAACUCUCUGAUGACCAAACAAACCCAGGACAGCAUGUACAAGUUUGAGCAGCAGGCUGGACUGAGAGACACUGGGUACACCCCGCACAAGGGCCUCACGGCCGAGGAGACCCGCCACCACCACCGCAUGCCGGAAUCAUUCCACAAAAUGAAUAUUCAAAGUAGGGACGUGGGUGCAGGACAGAAGGGAGGACAGGAGGACAGGCAAACGUCGUCAGCUCAGUCCAGCCCGAGCUGCACUCCUCAGAGCUCUCCCAAACAGAAACGCAGGGGUUGGUUUGGUGGCCAGAGCUCGAGUGCGUCUGUCUCUAGCUCAGACCUCAGUAGCAGCUCUAACACCAGUGUGGACAUGGCCACUGGUGAGGGGGGUGGAGCCGUCGAACGCUGGGGUAUCUUCGGACCACGCCCCCUUGUCCAGCAAUCUAUUACCGAACCAGGUACGGAACACACAAACACAGGGGGUUUUGCUCUUCAGUCAUAUCGUGGGGCCCAGAAGCCCACCCCCAUGGAGGUGAUGAAGGCCCAAGGGUCUCUGUUGGCUGACGACUCAUCUAUCGACAAACAGGCCCCGCCCAAGAUGGAAAUCCCCUCCCUGGAGGGUGGUAGACGGUCAGCCCGGCCGCACAAACUCAAACAUCGAGACAUAAACGUCCUCACUCCCUCAGGCUUCUGAGAGGUACCAUGUCAGCACUGCUCCAUCAUUUUCUGCUUGGUCAAGUCCAACUAGAGGCGUCCACCUUUACUUCCCUCGACCUUCAUAUCAGCUGGAAUUAUAUCCCUUCGAUGUCUGUGAUGGAAACUGAGAAUCCUGACAAAUGUCUUAAAGAAAAUCUUCCUGUUAGAUACUGUAUUUGGAUUUGUAGUUUUCUCCCUUGCACUAAAAGAUUGUUUUAUUUGUGUGUCUGUGAUAAUGUUUGGUUCCAGUGCCAUUUUGUUUUGC